GUCCACGACAUCACAAAGAAAGCAGUUACUCGCGUCAUUCUCGAGCUGUCCAUUGUGUGCAGAAGACGUGAGUUAUUGUUUAGUGCAGGCAAUUUUCUUUUUGACUUCGAUCUGUCUACAGACAUGGAUUUAUUCUCUCUUUUGAUAAGAAUGUUUGCUGUUCUUAAGGAACCUACAGCAAAUUCUGGGAAUUUCACAACCGUCGUUAAUGGCUAUGAGCUGCCUGAUCGUCAAUUUAAGAAUGUUGCAGUCUUCAGCCAAGUCUCAAAAGCAUCACUGACAGUUGAUAAUUCCGCAGUAUCUGCUGACAUGGGGGACUUUACUGAACAGUAUCAUGAACUUAAUUUGACCAAGAAGACUAGUGUUAUUCAGACCACAGACACACUGAGAUCUGAAGUGGAAACUGUGGAGCAUAUCCAAAUGUAUACCACAGACUCAUAUGUUACUGGGAUAGGAAACCUCAAACAAGAUUAUGAUGAGUUCAGUGUGACAACAGAACAAGCUGAAAUGGGCACACUCACCCCUCAAUCAGAGCGCUAUACAACAGUAGGAAAUGACUCAUCAGUAUCACAGAUGGAAAACAUGCCCUUGUGUGUAUCUACCACUGUUCUCCAAUUAACCACAAUCAUGAUAAUAUUACUCGGUGCUGCUCUAAUCAUAGCAUCCAUCUGGAGAAUGUGGAUCUACUAUUUUAGAUUCCUCUCUGUUGAGUAUAAUAUUAUAUACACAAUGCAGUACAGUAAUGGAGAAUUCCUUACUGUCGAAUAUCAUGAUACAGUUACUGUUUACAGUGCUUAAAAUUCCCCAUCCACACACUUAUCCAUCACACACCCAGAAACAAACACCUCCUCUCCUCUGCUCCACCACAUUUAGUUUUUGAUCCCUUCUGAUGCUUUACCCUUCUGCCCCUAUCCAUACUUUCUGACUGAUUCAUUACUACAUAUGUAAACACACACAUGUCCCCUCUCAAGACACAGGAAAAUAUACGAAAUUCGAAAUUCCUCUUCAGUCAACAACAGUGUCAUAGUGGAUACAGUUAUGUUCAGUUUCUUUGACCCUUGUAUAACAGAGAACAAUUGUGUAUCUGAAAUCUACAUUCUACUAGCUAAAUUAAGUGUAUGUGAAGUGAAUUAUGAUGUGAAAACUGUAAUUUUCUGGGGGUUUCACAAAAGCUCCUAGUAUUCUGUCUAGUCAAUGUUACCAUCUACCAGUUUGUAAAUUACCGUUGACCGAUUCAUGAAAACGGAGACUAUAGGUAAACUAACAAUUUCAGGAGGAUAUGAAAUUGUCACACAACGUGUUACACAAAGCAAAUGACUGUUUGAGUAAAGUGGAUGAAUAUACAGUUUUGUCAACAUCAUCACUUUCACUUUUAUGUUGAAUGUAACCAACUUUUGUGCAGUUACAGUUGUAAAAUUUUGUUUAUUAUAUAUAAGUAUUAUAAUGCAAAAUAUUUUACAAACAUAUUUAGUAGAACAAGAAAAUGUUUACAGUAUGUUUUUUUUAAAAUGAAAGAGUGUCUUACAACAGCACUAAACCAGGUUACCUCUUUUGCUUUGGUAUUUAUUGUGUACAACAUUUGUGUAGUUACAGUUAAGAAUUUGUAUUGGUCCUAUAAGAAAAUAAAUAGAUUUUGAACA
Molecule: messenger RNA, 1640 nt
Organism: Schistocerca gregaria
Lineage: Eukaryota; Metazoa; Arthropoda; Insecta; Orthoptera; Acrididae
Exons: 3
Coding region: 124-798 (224 amino acids)
Source: RefSeq, a predicted model, not a curated record